UUAAUACUUAUUUAGAGAUUUUAGUUACCUAAAUGACCCGAUUUUAUAAAUUUUUAACUCCACAUAACAUCAACGUGAGAGGUUUUGAAAAUUCUCAGUUUCCGGAAAGACAGCCUAGGAGAUGACAACGAAUACAAGGAGGAAAGUCACAAGAACAGCGAAUAUACUGAAUAAUAAUCCCCAAUUCUUAAUUUAAAUAAUCUCAUUUCACUAUUCUAAUACCAUUUCCAGUAACCCCACGUUUCUCCCCAGAUCCCUUUUCCCUUCCUUUCUGAAAUUCAAGUUUCUUUUACUGAAUUCUGCUGGUAUAUCUUAUUCUCGAGAUAUUUUUUUUAUUUUUCCCAUUUUCUCGAGAAAGAUUACGAUGAAAGCAAUUUUGUUAAGAUUAUGGAUUAUCUCCUUAAUAAUGUUUUUGUCAUGUAAUUAUUGGGUCAUCGGAGCUUCCAAAUCUCAAUCAACUGAGGAAGCUUACGUUACUCUUCUGUACGGAGAUGAGUUCUUGUUGGGUGUUAGAGUGCUUGGAAAGUCAAUAAGGGAAAGUGGGUCCACUAAAGAUAUGGUUGUUUUGGUCUCUGAUGGGGUUUCUCAAUACGCUAACGACCUCCUUCGAGCUGAUGGCUGGAUUGUGGAAAAGAUUAGUUUAUUGUCAAACCCGAAUCAAGUGAGGCCGACGAGGUUUUGGGGCGUCUACACAAAGCUAAAAGUAUUUAAUAUGACCAAGUACAAGAAAGUGGUAUAUCUUGAUGCUGAUACUAUUGUAGUAAAGAGCAUUGAAGAUCUAUUUAAGUGUGGGAAGUUUUGUGCAAAUUUAAAACAUUCUGAGAGACUAAAUUCUGGAGUAAUGGUGAUUGAGCCAUCAGAAGAGGUUUUUAAGGAUAUGAUGAGCAAGGUGACCACUCUGCCUUCUUACACUGGAGGUGAUCAAGGUUUUCUGAACUCCUACUACGUUGGGUUUGCUAAUGCGCGUGUUUAUGAGCCAAAUCAGCCUUCAGAUGUCCUAAAUUCUAGAAAGGUCCCUGAAAUGGAGAGACUUUCUACUCUUUACAAUGCAGAUGUUGGCCUUUACAUGCUUGCUAACAAGUGGAUGGUAGAUGAGAAAGAACUCCGAGUUAUUCAUUACACGUUGGGACCACUUAAACCAUGGGAUUGGUGGACAUCUUGGCUGUUAAAACCUGUUGACGUAUGGCAGAAUGUUAGGGUACGUCUUCAAGAAUCACUACCUGGAACUGGAGGGGGCAAAAAUCCUAGAGAUGAACUUCUUGUCAAAUUUUUGUUUCUGUUUCCGUUACUUCUGAUAGUAUUUUGCUACUAUCGAUCUUUUCUAAAGACCCGAUCAUUGUGGGACCAUGUUAGACAGCUAUACUACAAGGUCAGAGCUAGAGGCGUCCUACCAUAUUCUUCCGUUCCUUCAUCCACCAUUGUUUCCCCUCAGCAGCCGAAGGUGCCUGCUUUUCUGGGUGGAAUAUCUGUAUGUGUCUGUUUUGCUGCUGUUCUGGUGUCCCUUGGGCUUUCACUUGUAAUUAUCCCACGCCAAGUAAUGCCAUGGACUGGUCUCCUCCUAAUGUAUGAGUGGACAUUUACACUUUUCUUCCUCUUGUUUGGAAGUUAUUUGCACUUAAUUUAUCAAUGGGGUAAGGCUGUCGCGAAUCGUGCUGGACAAUUUCAGGCUCAUCCUGCAUCUUUGGACCAUGAGUCUGGAAAAGGUCAUCAGCCGCAGCAAUCAUGUUGUGACAUUGCUGCGUGCUACUAUGGGUUAGGGAUGGCAUCUCUUGCAAUUUUAGCCCCUGCAUUGCCUAGUAUUUUUGGAAUCACUGCUUUGUUUUUGAGAUUAGGAUUGAUGGUCGUAGGAGGCCUUGUUUUAGCAUCCUUCAUGACAUAUGCUUCGGAGCAUCUAUCGAUUAGAUCGUAUAUGAGGGGCUUUGAAGAAGGGGGCACACAAAGGAAUAGGAGUAUAUGUUUCUUGUGCUGAUUCUGGCAUAUUCAGGUCUGAGCCAACUACACGCAAGCUCUUUCUUGCAUUUGUAUUUCAUUUUGACAUAUUCUUUCUGAUAACUUAACGGGUAGAAUACACAGGUCUUUUUCGGUCUCACAUUUGCUUAUCUUAGAAAGGUUGUGGUGUAAUUCUUUGUAAAGGGUCUGCCUGUAUAUGAAUCUUAUAAUCUAACAAAUGUCAGAGUAUCUGAUGUUAGGUUUUAAUAUCCAAGUAAUUUGAAAGAGUGUGUAAGUUCAGCUUAAA
Messenger RNA from Nicotiana attenuata, 2236 nucleotides. Its product is annotated as inositol phosphorylceramide glucuronosyltransferase 1-like. Gene Ontology annotation, molecular function: glycosyltransferase activity. NCBI's taxonomy places the organism in Eukaryota, Viridiplantae, Streptophyta, Magnoliopsida, Solanales, Solanaceae. The record is from RefSeq and is a predicted model, not a curated record. The transcript is spliced from 10 exons. The coding region runs from base 365 to 1969 and encodes 534 amino acids.